Messenger RNA from Frieseomelitta varia, 1602 nucleotides. RefSeq names its product matrix metalloproteinase-2-like. The record is from RefSeq and is a predicted model, not a curated record. The transcript has 5 exons. NCBI's taxonomy places the organism in Eukaryota, Metazoa, Arthropoda, Insecta, Hymenoptera, Apidae. Gene Ontology annotation, molecular function: metalloendopeptidase activity; zinc ion binding. Gene Ontology annotation, biological process: extracellular matrix organization; proteolysis; collagen catabolic process. Gene Ontology annotation, cellular component: extracellular matrix. Bases 1225 to 1602 code for a protein of 125 amino acids.
AGUCGCGCGGCACGCGGCGCACCGUACGCGGUAGGGUAUUAUUUCGCGUCGUAUUUUCCACGGUGCAAACGAACACUGCCUUUUAUUUCAGUAUUCGCAACUAUUGUCAAAACCGAUUAGCGUGAUCCGUGAACAUAGUUGGUUUUCACGCUAACUCGGUAAGAGAUCAAAGCUGUAUCCUAAAAAUUUCAUUCGUACAAAGGGACAUUGACAAAAGCAUCAGAACGGGAAUCAUUGUUGAUUGACGGAGGAAAUUUGAAUAGACCAACGGAAAGGAAAGAGGAAAAGACGGCUGUCCAAGUAUCGACAAAAAUAACAUUCGAAUGAAGCACGUUGCAUUGAGAAGAAGGGAACUUUCUGCAGGACAAAGGGCAAGAACAAAGAAGGGGAAAGGAAACGCGCACCAGCCUUCGACAAAUAUACCGGAAAUUUAAACGUGCGAGGGAUUCCAUCAACUUCGAUCGACCUUGAGCCAUCUUGCCAUUAAAGAAACCGCAAUCAUGAUACACCGUGGAAACGUACGAUCGAUACAUUGCAUCAAACCGGAAAUGCGUCUCGCUUCUUUUACAAAUAUAUUUCAAUUGCCUUAUCGAUCGCCGAUUUGAAAAGUCGGCGCGGCGGAUGGACGUGGUAGCAGCUGGAAAGUCCGAACACGGAGGAAAGAACGAACUGGGAAUCCGUCGUCAUCGGCGUCGACGCCGACGAAGAAAACGACAACGGAAGAAGAGCGAGACGCGUCACGGCGAAUCAACAGUGGUUUUGGAAUCGUGCAAGCGAGAGGAGAAAAAAAGAAGAUUACUUGGAACGCGUCUCUGUGUUAGCCGUUAGCUGGUGCUCCCUUCUCUUUUUCUCUUUUAACUCGUCAAGGCGUUAGUUUUUCCACGUUCGUCUCGUCAAACCAAACUGUUUUCUGUUUCUCCUUCUUCUUUCUUUUUUUUUUUCUUUUUUUUUUCUUUUUUUAAUAUCUCGCAAAGCGAAAACAAGCCAGCCUAACGCGAAUAUCACCACCGAUGUCCGAUUUAUGUCUACCUACGCGUUUCAACGAUCGUAACGCGUGUGCGGUUUGACCUAGUGCAAUUUGGUUAUACGAAAUUUUUUGGUAUAUAAAUCAUCAGAUCGCGGGAGAGAGUGUACUUCUCAUUGUUGGUUGAUUGUUGGUGCAAGUGAGGAUAAAAAUUGGUGUUAGUGCUGUUUUGCUGCGACGAAAGGAUUUUUGGUUGCAAGAUGAUACUACUUGGAACGACUCUGAUGGUGAUGUUCACUGUGAUGGUUACAGGAGCACCGCGAUCUUCGGUGAUCUACGCGGACGACAAAGUGCAAAAUUAUCUCAUGAAAUUUGGAUAUCUACCGCAGACGGAUCUAGAGACCGGAAACCUUAGGACCGACGAUCAGCUUACAGACGCCAUUGAACAUUUACAGAGAUUCAGUGGCAUUCCUGUGACUGGCAUUAUCGACGAAGACACGGUGAGGUUAAUGAGACUUCCGCGGUGCGGACUUCCGGAUAAAAUGGACAAAAUGGAUCCUAGAUACGCCAGAAUCAGGCAUAAACGAUUCACGAUCCAUGGGCAACACUGGUUACAUCGGAAUCUUACUUGGAGGUAA